AAGUCAUGGUGAUUGGCUGGUGUUGAAGCCAUUGAUAAAAGAGUAUUAUGCAAAAAGUCGGGCUUUUGGAUGUGAAAGCUACAAGUGGUCCUUUGACAUUUAUUGCAGAUUUAAAUCAACUGACAAGAAGAGAAAUGAAAAGUGAAUGAUUUCCCCCCUUUUUUUUCGUUUCUUCAAUCCCUCUCUCUCUCUCUCUCUCUCUCUCUCUUUUAACUGCCUAGUUUUUUAAUGUUGACGACAUUUAUUUAUUUUCCCGUGAAAUUGGGACUUUUACAACUCUACCCAGCCUAUAUUGGUUAUAAAGCGAUUAAAGCCAAUGACCAACAGCAAUUCGGUUCACUCUUGACAUUCUGGAUUGUUUCCAUCGUUUAUCUUGCCAUUGAAUACUUUUCAGAUAUGUUUUUAUUCUGGAUGCCCUUUUACACGGAGAUUAAAUUAGUGAUUGUUUUAUGGCUCAUAUUACCGCAAACACAGGGAGCUGCAUUAGUUUAUACAAGAUAUCUUGAUCCCUUCUUAAACCAGCACGAGACCGAGAUUGAUCAUGUCUUGGUGGAAAUUCAAUUCAGAGUAAAGAAAACCAUCGUCUCGUACGGAAAGCAAUGCUUAAAGACAUUAAGAAAGACACUAUUACAGACUAUUUUCCGCAGCAAGGUUUCUAUUUUUAAAUGCACAGAACAAAAAAAAAGAGAUCGAGAGAGAGACCUCGUUGUAUUCAACAUGAUUCAUUCUCCUGUAGGGUCAGCAAGAAGCAGAAGAGGAGGAAGAAACGACAACGACUGCUAUUACUGCUGCUGCUGCUGCUGUGGAGACGACGGGUGCAUCAGUAGAUGACAAGAAAGAUGAUCUCCCCGUGAUCAAGGAAACUGGAAACUAUAUCAUUCAUCCGUACAACCUAUUUUCAACGUUCAUUUCAACGACUGCGAGUCGAUUCCAGCAGCAGCAGCAGCCAUCUUCUUCCAACGAAAAUAAGGCAGGCGAUGCCGCUUCUCCUGCAGACGUGAAUGUGAGAGAAGAGAAUGACGUGAAACGACGUAGAAGCCAACAUGAAACUGUGGCAGCAUUGGAUCGUACAGAAAGUCAGGAAUCUUUGAACUCUUAUGUCAACGUCAAAGGAUCAGCCUCUCCCACAGGCUUGACCACG
This is a messenger RNA of Mycotypha africana, 1141 nucleotides long. RefSeq names its product TB2/DP1, HVA22 family-domain-containing protein. The record is from RefSeq and is a predicted model, not a curated record. The transcript is spliced from 4 exons. Bases 229 to 831 code for a protein of 200 amino acids. Lineage: Eukaryota; Fungi; Mucoromycota; Mucoromycetes; Mucorales; Mycotyphaceae.